AUGACAUCUACUAACAGAGGAAGUGAUCCAGCUGAAAACUCAAUCAAAAAUGAUGAAAAUGAACCAUCAAAUGUCUGUGAGGAUGAGGAGGAAUAUCCACUUCCUGAUACCAAGAACAGUUCUCAGGUGGAAACCACUGUAUCGGGCACAGAGACAAGCUUAUCAAGUUCCCAGGAUGAUACAGAACCUCAGACAGUAGAAAACAGCCAGUCUGAAGCAGAGAAGACUCAAAAUGAUCCUGCAGAUGAAGAACGAAUAGAAGACUCUCUUCCAAUUCAGAUACCCAUUCCAAGAAAGCUGACCAUUCCUAGGUUAAUAUUAUGUAGAAUCAUCUAUCUGAGUAUACCACAACCACAACUUGAUGAAAAGAAGACCUUAUCUGAUAAAAUGCUGUUCCAUCUGGGGGGAGUGGAGAUGACAAUAAGUGAUUACUCCCAUAACCCCAUACAUGACAAAAUGUUGCACCCCCCUUUUCUUGUGUGGCGAGUUCCAUUCUUUAGUCCCGAGGAGAUAAGUCGGAUGAUUAUACAACUGUUGUGCAGCAGAAAUUUCUCUCAGCCAGAAUGUCACCAACAUAAUGCAUCUGUAAAACAAAAAUAUGUAGCAGUUCUUGCUCACCAAAAUGUCAACAAUCUCCAACGGAACAUAGUGUUUGGAAGGCCUCUAAGAACAUACUACUACCAUCCGCUGUUUGAAAGACUGACUCCAAGGAAAACUACAAAAUUACAUGAAAACAAGAAUGGAUACCAUCUUUCUGUGAGGCCAAGGUCCUGCAUGCCACAGAACCGAACCCAGAAUACUACCCAUGGAAAAGGUUAUAAAAAUAAUUGGAGAGCUCGUCACAAGCUGAGACUAGUAAUCAUAACCUAUAACAAUAACUGGAAAUAUCUGUGUCCCAUCUGUGGUUGUAGUUUCAACAACUUCUAUGAUUUUAAACAUCAUUCCUGCAGCUUUUCUGGAAAUUAA
This is a messenger RNA of Apodemus sylvaticus (European woodmouse), 966 nucleotides long. It is a transcript of the gene Cpxcr1, whose product is annotated as CPX chromosome region candidate 1. The coding region runs from base 1 to 966 and encodes 321 amino acids. The record is from RefSeq and is a predicted model, not a curated record. Lineage: Eukaryota; Metazoa; Chordata; Mammalia; Rodentia; Muridae. The transcript has a single exon.